Messenger RNA from Oncorhynchus masou masou (cherry salmon), 9532 nucleotides. Its product is annotated as proline-rich protein 12-like. NCBI's taxonomy places the organism in Eukaryota, Metazoa, Chordata, Actinopteri, Salmoniformes, Salmonidae. The record is from RefSeq and is a predicted model, not a curated record.
GUCUUGAGGACUUGCUAGUGAAUCGGGAGAAAUAAACAGACACUGAGCAGAGGGGGAAAAAGGACACAGGGAGUGAUAGCGUGCGAGAAUUUAAGACAUCUCCUCCCUCCCCUACCCCCUCACUAUCUCUCCAUCUUCAUCUCUCGUCUUUUCUUUAAUGGAAAGAAAUUAUCCUGGUACAGGGUUCGGUGAUUUGGGCGCUGGUACGGGAUGGAGUUACGAGAGAUCGGCCAAGGCAAGCCUGGUGUAUGGGAGUUCUAGGUCCUCCCAUCCGGACUCAGAGCUGCUCCAUCGCCAGGCUUAUGGCACCCCCCACCCUCUGCAGGGCUACGCAACCAAUCACCACCCUGGCAGCUCUGGACAGGGCGGGGCAUGGGGGGCUGGGCGGAGUCUAGGCUUAUCUGGGCUGUUUGAUACUGGGCUACACCAUGCCAGUCCCUCUGGUCCAGACCCAUCUGUCAUGAACCUGAUUUCAGCACUGGAGUCCCAGGGUCGGCAGCCACCCCCCUCAGCCUCCUCCCUCCUCUCCCAGUUCCGAACACCCUCCUGGCAGACUGCGAUGCACACUCAGCCAGAGCUCUUUAUCGGGUCUGGCUCCUUCCCCUCCUCCUCCCUCUCGGCCUACCAGCACCCAGCCUCUUUCUCUGGGCGGUCCUUCCCUGGCGCCUCGCUCUCCCUCCAGGACUCCCCCACCUUCAGCCCCACGUCCAACGGCCUCCUGUCCCCCCACGACCCCCUGCUGCACAUCAAGACGCCCUCACAGUCUAGCCUGGGCUUCGACCGCUUACUCUCCUCACAGGGCGCCGCCUACCGAGGGUCGCAGGACCCCACAGGCCCGCCGCAAACCUCCUCCUCCUCAGGCCGCCACUUACCCCCUCCCCAGUUUAACCUGCUGUCCUCCCAGCUCCAGGACCAGUCCUCCCAGUUGUACAAUGCCUCUGUGUUCUCAUCGGCACCCGCCCCCCCCCCGCCCCAGCCACCCCAGGAAAGGGCCAUCCCACGGCAGGACAGCGUGAUCAAGCACUACCAGCGUUCUUCUCCGGCUCAGUCCCAGCUCUCCUCCUCAGCCCCCCACCCCCUGCAGCACUACCUCAGCUGUGGGGCAUCGGGUUACCAGCAGAUCUCCCACCACCGGCAUGGAGGGGUGUCCUGCAGUCCGCUGGGAGAGCAGAGCCCUUCAGCAGACCCCAAACUCCCCCGGUCAGACCAAGUGUACCGCCCCAUCAUCCAGACCCCGUACACCUCCUCAGCCGCCUCCUCAUCAGCAUCAGGUGGAGGUCUAGGGAAGGGGGCUAAGAACUCCAGCUCCAGUAGCGGCUACUCCUCCUCGGGCUCCUCGUCUUCCCGAACCCCCCACACCCCACCCUCAGCCUCCUCGUCCUCCUCAAACUCCAACCCUAACCCUUCCUCCAGCUCCUCGUCAGCCCCAUCCAGACAGCAGCCCCCAACUCAGUCUGCGCCCCCUCCCCCACCUCCCCCUCCAGUCUCCUCCGCCGUGGCCCAGCAGCCUCCUCCUAAACCCUGCCUGUCAGCAUACGGGUCCCCUGUGGCCCCCGCCAAGCCCACCGCAGGCCUCCCUGGACAGACACCUCCCCAGCAGCAGUCCUACUCCCCCAGCCAGCCCCCUCCCUCACACCUCCCCUCUCACCAGCCCUAUGGGGGCUUCAGCUCACCCCAGGCCCAGGACCUGACCCCUGGCCCUGGGAGUUCUGGGAAAGGGUAUGGAGGACUAGGGCCAGGAGGCCGCUCCUUCUCUGCAGAGGUGGUCUACGGGACGGACUCAGGAUACAGCUCGCUGCCGACCUCCCUCGGGGGAGCAGGCAGUCCCUCGUUGGGGUACGGUGGCCCAAGGCAUUCCCCUGCCCUCCUGGGGUCUGGGGGGGUUGGAGGGUCUGCCGGCAGCGGGGCAGGGUCCGGGGCUGGUGGAGGUGGUUCAGGAGGUGGGGGUGCAGGAUCAGGUGGUAGCAGUGGAGCUGGAGGAGGCAGCUCAUACCACCUCCCUGACUCCAGUCCCUCUCCCUCAAGCAACUCUGGCAUCAUUCGACCUGGGCUGCACUCUCCUGCUCCCGCCCGCCCUGCCCAGUCCCCCGGGGGAGCCGGGGGGAACAAAUACCUAUCCUCCGUCCUCUCCCCUGCCUUCCUGUCCUCUCCGCAGGGCUACCCCGACACCCGAGGCCCCCAGCCUCAGUCUUACCACCCCACGCCCCCAACCAAGCCAGACACCGACAUGCUGGGAGUGGAGCGCUCUCAAGACGAGGAGGAUGACGAUGACGAUGACUUCCUGAUCCAGCACUUGCUGCAUGCCCAGAGCCCUGCGCCUCACCCGUCCCAGCACCACCCCCAGCAGCAGCCGCCACAGUCCAUCCCUCAGGCCAGGGAUGGGGGCAAAGGUCUGGCCUACGACCUGAGUAAGGCCUCUGAGGAGCGCUACCACCUGCAGAGUGUCAUCCGCACCAACAGCGCCACCAACAGCUCGGUCCCCGGUACUGCAGGUAACGUCAGUGGAGGUGGCCUGGAGAGCCAGUUGGAGAUGUCGCUGAAGAAACAGCAGCAGCAGGCCAAGAACGAACGUGGGCUGUCUGGAGCAGGAGCCAGUGGAGGAAGGGGGGGGGCAGACUCCCUCUCCCACCCCAACCCGCACGUCCCCUAUCCGCAGCAACACGACUCCCUCGGCUCAGUGGUGCACUACGGCAGGAGCGACCCUUACUCCCAACACCCUCACUCCCAGCACCCCCACCAUCCCUCGCAGGCCCCUUCACACCCCCAACACACCCAGCACUCCCGACACGCCCACCCCCACUCCCAUGGCCACCCUCACAUGGAGCUCAAAAAGCCUCCCGACUCGUCCGAGCUGCCAUACCUGCGGAAGACACCAGAACUGCAGCAGCAGGCCCGACAGUCCCAGCCCUCCCUUUCCCUCAUGGACUCCCCUCCAAACCAGCCCCAGCAGCCUCCCUCUGCCCACAUGCUCCAGUCUGUUCUGUCCCACACUACCCGCAACAAGAUGGACACCCAGCAAGCUGCUUCUCAGCAGCAGCAGCACUCCAUGAGUCAGCAGGCCAUGAUGGGGGCAGGUGGAGAGGCAGAGCCUGGGGGAGAAGUGGGGGUGGAUCCCCAGCCCCAGGCUCAAUCCCAGCUGCAGCUCCAACUCCAGUCCCAGGCUAUGGAGGCCCAUUACGGCCAGGCCAGCCAGAACUCGGUUUCUCCGCUGGACAUGCUGGAGCGCACCCUGUCUCGUGCCAACAGCAGAGACAGUGGAGGGGCCGUGGAGAGAAGUGGGGUGGGGGGAGGAGAUGGGGGCAGUGGUGACGGACACAGGCAACAACAGCAGCAGCACAGGCUGCCGUCUCAUCACCACUCCCAACAAACUGCCUCCAAGCUUCACGACUUCCUCUCUGAGCCAGACCUGGGAAUAACCACGCCUUCCCACCUGCACCACCUCAACCCACACCACCCCCACGUCCAUCACCAACAGCAGACCCACCCGCACCACCCCCUCCCGCACACCCAUGCCCACCCCCACUCCCACCACCUGGCAACCAACUCAGGGCAGCAGCAGCCUCCACGCCAUCAGAGGGACCAGGAGCCCCAGCUCUGUCAAUCCCAGUUGGACCAGCUCAAAGAGCACCAGUUUGACACUGUGAGCCCUGUGGGGAAAGCGGGCCAGAUCCAAGGCCAGCAGCAAAGGUUUGUGCCUCUGACCUCCAUUUGUUUCCCAGACUCCCUCUUACAGGAUGAGGAUCGCUCCUUCUUUCCCGGCAUGGAGGAUAUGUUCUGCUCUGACGACUACUCCAAGUCGAGCUGCGCCGGGGUUCCUGGGGCAGGCCAAGGGGUGCAGGAAGGUAUGUCUGAGGCACGUGUACAGGGACCAGACAGCAUGGAGGACGUCAAGACCAGUGAUGGAGGAGGUGGCUAUGACAUGAUGGGUCACCAUGGCGACCAGGGGUAUGGGUACUGCCACAGCCUCACGGAAACAGAAAACAGCACCAUGCAUCUGGACCUGGACUCUCUGAAAACCCAUGAGCUCCCGUCCACUGUGAACACAGAGCAGCUCGGCCUCAUCCAGUCCCAGACCCCAGGCCUUGGCUUGGGGGUUCCAGGGGGCGUUCCUGGGGACGGCUCCGCCAACAAGAUGAUUGGGGGUACGGGCGUGGGUGGAGGUUCUGGUCUGGCCGGGCUGACGUCGCCCAUCUUCUGCUCCUCCCGACCCAAGAAGCUGCUGAAGACCAGCUCCUUCCACCUGCUGAAGCAGCGCCGCGACCCGCAGCCGCUGGCCAAGAAGAACUACGCCCAGGAGUAUGAGUUCGAGGAUGACGAGGACAAGGCUGAUGUUCCCGCUGACAUCCGCCUGAACAGCCGGCGGCUACCUGACCUCCUCCCCGACCUGGUGUCCAGCUGCAGGAAGGCUGGAGGAGGAGGGGCCUCAGGGGUGGGCUCCCUCAGCCCUCUGAUGGGUGACCUGGACUUCUGCCACCCGUCUGGCUACCCCUCCCUUGGCCCCCCUCCCCAGCUCCUACCCCACGACGGGCCCAAGAAGAGGGGCAGGAAACCGACCAAACCCAAACGUGAAGGGCCGCCUCGGCCCAGAGGGCGCCCUCGCAUCCGCCCGCUCCCGGAGCCGCCCUACUGUAGGGGGCUGAUGGGAAAUGUAGGCGGGGAGACCCGCAGGGGUCGUGGGCGGGGUAGGGGGCGUGGCAGGAAAGAGGAAGGGAUGAUAGAGAUGCACCGAGAAAUGAACAAAGUACCCGACCUCCAAUAUCAACAACAACAACAACAACAACAGCAGCAGUUCCACCAACAACAGCACUUUCAACAACAGCAGCACCAACACCAUCACCUCCAACAGCAGCAAAAUAUACAACCUCAACAACAGCAGCACCUACAACACCUUCAUCAACAGCAUCCACAGCACCAGAAACCUUUCAAGCCUAUCAAGAUCAAGCUGCCUAUCCCCUCUAUGUCUCCCUCGGACUCCUUGCUAAGGACAGACUCCCUGUCCAGCACCGACCCGGUUCUCUCUGACGGGUCGGUGGGCUCGGCUCCCUCCCUGGGCCUGAGUCCUGGACCCACUGCUGGGAUGGACAUGAACAUCACCAGGAGCCAGGAGAAGAUGAAGCAGAAAGCUCAAGCCCAGGAGAUGACGUGGGAAAGGGACAUGGAUGAGCAGCUGACCCCAGAGGCCUGGGCUGCCAUGCAGAAGCUCUCCAACACGACGGAGGACAAGCCCCCGGAGCUGAAGUCUAAUUUCAUGGCCUCCUUCCUGGACUUCCUCAAGACGGGGAAGAAGCAGCCUGAAUCUGGACCUGGUGGACCACAAGACCUUGGAGGGCCAGUGGAAGGAGCUGAAACCACAGACUCUUCCUCCCUGAAGGGCAGGAUCCUGUCCCCGCCUCCCCCUCCACCGCCCCCUCCUCCACCCCCUCCGUUUGGGGACAGUAGCGAGGGCGAGGACGGGCUGAGCCCCUGUAAGCGUCUGGACGAUGAGCUGAAGAGGAACCUGGAGACGCUGCCGUCCUUCUCCUCCGACGAGGAGGAGGACUCUGUCAGUAAGAACCAGGACCUGCAGAAGAGCAUCUCCUCGGCCAUAUCUGCCCUUUACGACACGCCCCAUACGCUGGCUGCAGCCGUGGCUCUGCCCCCACCCAGCCCAUCUCCGCCCCAGAGCCCAUCGCUGCCACCAACGCCGCCGCCCGUGGCCCAAAUGCAGGAGGACGUAGCCGAUCUGGAGGAGCAGGACAAUGACGUAGAGACAAACAUGCAACUUCACAAUACACAGGCCAAUGCACAGGCAAAUACACCGCCCCCAGAACAAGAAGGACUGGAAGGGAUGGACGGAGAGGACGAACGACAAGAGGAGAUGGAGAAAGAGAAGGAGAUGGAGAAAGAAGAGAGGGUAAAGGAAGACCUGAAUGUAGAGUGCAGGGGUGUGGAGAAAGAGGUAGAGGAGAGGGAAGAGGAGGAGGAGAGAGAGCCUGAGUUUGAGAUGCUGGAUGCUCCCAAAGUGGAAGAUUCUCCAUCCGGGCCUCCCCUCGCCCCCGUACCCCCUCACCCCCAUCCCUCUCCCCGUCCCUCUCACUUCUUCCUCCCCCUCCCCCUAUCUCCCCCACCCCUCUCCCCACCCUCCCCUCUGCCCUUCCAGCAUGAGGAUGAUGAAGAGGAGCAGCAGGAGCCGUCCCCCCAACAAACCCACCACCCCUCCGCCUCUCCCCCCCCAGCUCCUCUCCCCCUGCCCUGCCCUCUCCACCCUCCCCUUCCCCUGCAAUGCCCCCCUCCACUACCCCCUCCCUCCUCCUCCCCUCCCCUUUCGGAUGCUCCAGAGUUGGCCCAGCCUUCCUCCUCACCCUCCUCUUCCCCACCCUCACCCCCCCCUGAGGAUGCGCCAGCCCCCAAGAUCACCUCUCUGCACCUGGCCAAAAAGCAGGACAAUGCAGCCAUUGCUGGAGAGAGUGAGGAGGAGGACAACGAGAGUGGCGGCGAGGGCAUCUUCCGGGAGAGAGAUGAGUUUGUGGUGCGGACUGAGGACAUUGGCACGCUCAAGAUGGCCCUGCAGACCGGCCGUGAGCCACCACCCAUCUGGAGAGUGCAGAAAGCCCUGCUGCAGAAGUUCAGCCCCGAGAUCAAAGACGGACAGAGGCAGUUCUGUGCCACCAGUAAUUACCUGGGCUACUUUGGCGAUGCCAAGAUGCGGUACCAACGUCUCUAUGUCAAGUUCCUGGAGAAUUUCAAUAAAAAGGAUUAUGUCCGUGUGUGCUCACGUAAACCCUGGCACAGACCUGGACUCAUGUUGAGGCGUCAAUCACUCCCAUCGCUCCCCAAGCCACCUCCCCCUGCCAUCAGUCAAACUCCACCACGAUUGGAGCGAGAUGAGAGGGAGCGGAAGGAGAAAGAAAAGGAGCAGAAAGAGAAGGAGCAGAAAGAGAAGUUGCAGAAAGAGAAGUUGCAAAAGGAAAAAGAGAAGGAGCAGAAAGAGAGGAAGCAAAAGGAAAAAGAGAAGGAGCAGAAAGAGAGGAAGCAAAAGGAAAAAGAGAAGGAGCAGAAAGAGAGAGAGCAAAAGGAAAAGGAGCAAAAAGAGAAAGAGAGGGAACAAAAGGAGAAAGAUGGGGAGAAAGAGAGGAAACAAAAGGAAAAAGUGAGGGAGCAAAAAGAGAAAGCGAGAGAGCAAAAGGAGAAAGCGAGAGAGCAGAAAGAACGAGAGCAAAAGGACAAAGCAAGAGAGCAGAAAGAGAGAGAACAAAAGGACAAAGCAAGAGAGCAGAAAGAGAGAGAGCAAAAGGACAAAGCAAGAGAGCAGAAAGAGAAAGAGCAAAAGGAGAAAGCGAGAGAGCAAAAGGACAAAGAGAAGGAGCAAAAGGACAAAGUGAGAGAGCAGAAAGAGAGGGAGAAAGCGAAAGAGAAGGAGAGGGAGCAGAAGGAGCGAGAGAGGAGGGAAAAAGAAAAGGAGCGAGAGAGGGAGAGGGAAAAAGAGAUACAGCGAGAGAGGGAGAGAGAGGAGGAGAAGGAGAGAGAAGAAAAAGAGAAGACGCAUCCACCACCUCAGGAGAAGGUGGAGAGAAGGAGCAGUGAAGAGGACCGAAAGAGACUGAGGGAGGAGAAGAGAGGAGGAGGAGGAGAGAAGAAGACAGAGCGCCCUUCGAGGGCGAGGCCAGUGAAGGCAGAGCCUCCACCCAAGAAGAGGAAGAAGUGGCAGAAGGAAGUCCCCUCUGACUCAGACUCCUCCGCUGAUGGGCCCAGUGAGGACCAAGCCCCGGUGAGAGGGGGGUUGAACAGUCGAGCCAUGAGGGAGAUGUUCAGGAGUUACAUAGAGAUGCUGGUCAGUACAGCACUUGACCCCGACAUGAUUCAAGCCCUGGAGGACACAGACGACGAGUUGUACCUCCCGCCCAUGAGGAAGAUUGACAGCCUCCUCAACGAACAAAAGAGGAGACUGUUAAGGAGAGUCAACAUGAGUGGCCAACACCAGGAGACUCUGCAUACGUUCCCCAAAAUGACGGCGGACCCCCUGGACUCUGGCGCGGUCAAAUUGCACCUCGGCGGCGAGUGCUACAACCGUAAAACCCUCAACCGCGUCAAGAAGAGCACCGCGCCCAAACAGCAGGACCUCAAGCUGUCCACAGAGACGUGUCGUGUCUAUAGCCUUUAUCAUUCUCUCCAUCACUACAAGUAUCACACCUUCCUGAACUGCAAGAAGGAGACGGACAGUAUAGAGCAGGCAGCGGAGGACCCUGGUCAGGAGGAGGUGGUGCAGCAGUGUAUGGCCAACCAGGGCUGGCUGGAGACCCUCUUCAACUCCUUCAUCGACCUGCUGACCCUCAGCACCAAAGCCUGAUGAGGGAGGAGGGGGCACAGUCCGAAAUAGUGCACUACAAUUGGCCUAAGCCAUAGGGCCUAUAUGGAGAAUAGGGUGCCAUUUGGAAAGCAGAAUGUGGGUUGAAGAAGGGAGGGGUGGGGCGGGAGGAGGUAUACAGUAUUUGGGAGACAUAGCAAGAGAGUUGGAGUGGAGAACACUGGACUGUACCAAGAUGGAGAGGGGGGGUGGAUUCAGACCCUACCACUCUAGUUCUUGCCCAGCGAGAAAGACCGAACAGUCAAUGUUCAGUCUGUGAGUACGGUUGAGUUUUAACUUAAAAUGGAUGCUACAAUGAACUGUUUUUAGCGCUUUUGUUUAGUUUUUCUCUCACAAAGUAUCUCUUGACUAAAGAAAAGAGACGGAUGGAGGAGAGCGGAGGAGGCGGAUUGAAAAUAGUGAAUGUGUGAAAGGGUACGACGUCUGCCACUUGACCUGAACAGGGAAAGCAGGGGACCACGGUGAAUCAGUCAGCACUACAGAAAAGAUUGCGAUCUACAUCCAAACAUGCACGGGCACACACACACACCAACAUACAAACACUAUAUAUAUAUAUACGUAUAUGUAUUAAUAAUUAUGAUUUGUAUUAUUUAUACAAGGAAAUGACCCUCCCUAGCUGGGAUUGUUUGCUGUUGUUAUUUUAAAUAAUAAUGUUUUGUUAGGGUAUACAUGAAAUGGCCUGCCCAAAAUCCUUUGCUCAGUCCCCCUUUUACUGCUGAAGGUAAAAAAAGAGUGGAGGGGAGAAAAACUGAGGUGAAGGGAGGGAGGGAGGGAGGUUAGAGGAGUGUGUGAUGUUCCCUUUUUUCUGUCUGCCUAAAUAAAUUGUGAGGGGGAAAAAUGUAUUUAAAACCUAAGCAAACUGUUCUUUAUGUUUGUUCUUCAAAAGACAAUGAGAGCAGAGUUUACACCUGAAGUUAAUAAAUUAAAAUAAAUAUCUGUUCGCUUUCUAAAAGAAAGCGCUGUGGUUUUAGGGAGGUGUAACUGUUAAAAAGCGUAUAAAAUCUGUGUUGACUGUUUUUAUUUGAUCUGUUUGUUGUUUAUGAUAAUUAUUAUUUUGGAGGUUUACCUAUUUGUUCAAGCUCUCUUAUCUGUAAAUAUUGUACAGUUACUUGAGUCUCUAAAGCCCAGUUCCUCUUCUGUACAUGCUAUUCCUGUAUUUGACAAAAGCAAAUAAAAAUUUGAAAAUGA